AUGUUCCUCCGAGGAAGUCUCUGGCUUUGGUUGUCCCUCAGAGCAAGCGUCAUUCUAGGAUGGCAGCGACGGAACCCAGAGCCACGUGGCCAAAAUAAUUGUUAUCAGCUCAACAGGUUUCACUGCAGCUUCGAAGAAGCAGAAAAUUACUGUUACUCUCUGGGAGGGGAACUUGCUUACACUUGGAACCAGGAGGUUCAAGAACUCAUCUGGGACUUUCUGGAAAAAGGGAAGAAGUGGUGGACUGGGCAGAAUAUAAUGUUGCAGGAAAAACAUCAAGAGAGAAAAAAAACAGAUGCCACGCACCAGGCCACCAAGCCCAACAGCUGCAUUUACGUGUCCAGGACCUCCAGCGGGCUGUGGUCUCACAAGGACCUGUGCUCACAGAGGCAUUACUUCAUUUGCCAGACGGAUGCUCUCUUUUCAAACCAAGAUGCCAGCUAUAAAAGAAAUGGAAAUGGUUCUCAUUUAUAUUGGAGACCUGAGAAGACAAAAAGAAAAGUUACAAUUCCAAGAGACCAAGGGAACACAGGUCCUCAUCUUUCAACCAUUUGUCAGCACUCUGCUCCUGCUCAUGCUAACCGUGUCCUGGAUGAGCUAGCAGGGAACCUGAGUGAAACAAUCCGUGGCUUGCAAAGUCACAGUCACAUGCAGAAAGCUUGUGAGGGUCUCCAGAGACUCACGGCCUUUCUCCCAAGAUUUUCUGAGUCAACUCAAGUGAGCUUCAUCAAUUCUUUCAUUCACCUCAACAAGCAGCUCCUGCUGAGCCCGCCUGAGAAUGGCAGUGACAAGUCUGUGACCGUCUGUCUCUUUCACUCCCUCCAUGAAGGCGAGGAAAGGGGGCAGGAGAGUUGGCAAAGCCCUGGGCAGAGCAGCGAGCAGGUCUAUAAUGGGUCAGAUAUGCCCUGGCUGGCCCAUGGGAAGACCCCAGAAGCAUUUCUCCCACAGAAUCGGUUUGCUGGCUCAUCCAUGGAGCUCACCUCCUCCCUUGCUACCCUAAUGCUGAGCAGUCAAAACAUAUCAACCUUGCCUCUGAGCUCUUACACUCUUGGCUACCCCGCGCCUGUGAGGCUAGGUUUCCCAUCAGCCACGGCCUUGGAGGAGCUCUUGAAUAAACACCCAGGAGUGGACGUCCAAAUCACACUCUGGAGAAAUGGGAGCAUCGAAACGCAUCCCACCAGCCUCAACCUGAGCACCGAUCAUUUUGUCAUCUCGGUGAACAUCACGACCCCAGAGAAGUCCCUGAUAGUGUGCAUUGAAGCCGAAAAUCCCCUUCUCAUGACCCUCUACCUGGGCUUCCAGUACCAGCCCAACCACACUCACUUCCACCGGAAGGUCACGCUCCCCAAGGGGCAGGUGCCCAAGGACGAGGAGUAUACGUGGGUGCUGACGCCCCGGUGGUUGCAGUAUGGGAUGGGCACCUACUACAUAACAGCUGUGCUGAACCGCAGCCACGACGGCACCCAGCAGUCGGCCACCACCUUCUCCGUGGUCACGGCCGUCACCCAGUGUUACUUCUGGGACAGCCACAACAACACGUGGACGAGCGAGGGCUGCCAGGUGGGUCUGCAGAGCACGGUUUUGAAGACGCAGUGUCUCUGUGACCACCUGACCUACUUUGGCAGCGACUUCUUCAUCGUGCCCAGGACAGUGGAUGUUGCAGACACAGUGAAACUGUUCCUCCGGGUGACCAACAACCCCGUCGGGGUGUCGUUGCUGGCCAGCCUUCUAGGGUUGUACAUGCUCCUAUUUAUCUGGGCUUGGAGGAAGGACCAGGACGACAGGCGGAAGGUGAAGAUCACUGUCCUGGCCGACAAUGAGCCCGGCUGGCAGUUUCACUACCUGGUUCAGGUGCACACGGGCUAUCGCCGGAGGGCAGCCACCACCGCCAAGGUGGUGAUCACCCUUUACGGUUCCGAGGGACGGAGUAAUCCCCAUCACCUGUGGGACUCGCAGAAGGCAGUCUUCGAGCGUGGGGGACUGGAUGUCUUCCUCCUCUGCACCCAGUCCUCUCUGGGAAACCUGCACAGCCUGCGGCUCUGGCAUGACAAUUCUGGGGCCAGCCCCUCUUGGUACGUGAGCCAGGUCAUUGUCAUUGACAUGAUGGCUAAAAAGAAAUGGCACUUCUUGUGCAAUUGCUGGCUGGCCACGGACCUUGGAGAUGGUGAGCGUGACCGGGUCUUCCUGCCUGUCUCGGAGAAGGAGCUCUUUUCUUUCAGACACCUGUUCUCCUCCAUGAUCGUCGAAAAGUUCACGCAGGACUGCCUGUGGCUCUCGGUGGCCACUCACCAUCCCUGGAGCCCAGCCAGCAGGGUGCAGCGGCUGGCGUGCGGUGCAGCCCUUCUCCUCUGCAACAUGCUCACCAACACCAUGUUCUGGAGGACCAGCGGUGCCGCGGUCCAGCGAGGCCAGCAAGUGGGUCCAUUCACGGUGACCUGGUCCGAGCUGUGUGUCAGCAUCCAAAGUGCUGUCAUCCUCUUCCCAAUCAACCUGGUCAUUGGGCAGCUCUUCCAGACGCUGCAGCCACAGGCGCCCCUGCCUCUCUUUCCGCUGCAGAGCGCCAGCCCCGCAGAGGCGUCUCUCGAGCCUCUCUCCCUCCCACGGGUAGCAGAGGAGCUGACGGAAACCGUGGGCUUCCUGCUGAGGAGAAACGCGUACUUACUCUCAGAGGGCGAGCAGUCUUCAUGGAGUUCUCAUAACAUUAACAAACUGGUGACGCUUUUCUCCAACCUCGUGUGCUUUCACUUAGAAAGUCAAGGCUGCCAUCAGGAAAAUGCUGGCCAGCUGCGGAGAGUCCAGGAACUUUUGGAAACACACGUUCCUCCCGCUGAUCCGGGGCCCGGCAGGGCCUCCACCAGUUUCCCCAUCCUGAGCUCUGAGGAAGGAAAGACCCCCCUCUGCAAGGACCUGCCUGGAUGGGUGACGUACGUCAGCUGGAUCCUUCUGAGUGUCACCAGCCUGGUCGCUGCCUUUUUCACAGCACUUUAUAGCUUGGAACUGAACAAGGACCAAGCCACCAGCUGGGUCAUCUCAAUGAUUUUAUCAUUUCUUCAGAAUAUCUUCAUCAGCCAGCCAGUGAAGAUCCUCUUUGUCACACUGUGGUUCUCACUGACAAGGAACAGGAUGCCGAGGUUUGACGAGGAGAAGGAACGGCAGACAAAGAGGAUCCUGGCACUCCUGGCAACAUGUCCUCCUUCGUUACCUGGUUCAAGGAACAGGAAUGACCCCAUCUACGUUGCACCAGCUGUGGACAGUCCAGUGAAGCGCCCAGAGAGGACCUGGAAGGGGAAGAAACUGUUGAAACAGACGGGAGAGAUUUUGGUCCAAAUCCUCUUCCUCGUCUUGCUGCUGACCACGGUCUACUCUGCACAGAACCCUAACAGGUUUCAUCUCCAUCAAACUCUCCGGAAGAGCUUUUCUCACCGAUUCUCCCAGAUCAAACUCCUUAAACACUUCUACCCCUGGGCCCACCACACGCUCCUCCCUAACCUAUAUGGGGAGUACAGAGGAUUUGUUACGGACGGGAACGCCUUUCUUCUGGGCAAUGUCCUACUUCGUCAGGUUUGCCUUCCUGGGGCUUCUAUCCAAGAACAAGUGAGGCCAUCGCAUCCAGAUCAGGAGGACACGGAGAACUACGGGGCGCACUGGGGGCCCCCAGACACGAACACCACAGACCCAGACAGCAUCUGGCAUUACCAGCCUCAGGAGCGGGCAGGGGGCUUCCCCAGCGCUGGCGAGCUGACCACUUCCUCAGGCGGUGGCUACGCGGUGCGGCUGGGGAGGAACGCCAGUGCAGCACUGCGGGUUCUGCAGCAUCUUGAACAGAGCCGCUGGCUGGACCAGUACACCAAAAGCCUCUUUGUGGAAUUCGUGGUGUUCAGUGCGAAUGUGAACCUGUUCUGUGCCGUCACCCUGAUUCUGGAGGCCAACAGCGUGGGUACUUUCUCUGCCUCCGUGAGACUGGAAAGCUUAACGCCCCUCCCAGCGUCAAAGAAGGACCUUGCCUGGUUCAUCAUCCCACAAAGCAUCUAUUACUUGCUGAUCUGUUACUAUACCUUCAUACAGGGUCGCCAGCUCAAACAGCAGAGGUGGAGAUUUUUCACAAGAAAAAGCAACAUUGUGGACCUGAGCGUGAUCCUCCUAAGCUUUGUCACCCUGGGGCUUGACAUGAGGCGGAUUUCUCUUUAUCAGAAAAGCCUGGCACAAUACCGCUCGGACCCAGACAGGUUCAUCAGCUUCUAUGAGACACUGAAGGUGAACUCGGCUGUCAUCUACCUUGUGGGCUUCCUGGUUCUGCUGGCCACUAUUCAGUUAUGGAGCCUUCUGCAUCGUGACCCCGCACUGCAGGUCAUCGGCAGGUCACUGAGCAGAGCCUGGGAUGAGGUGGUGGGCUUCCUGCUGGUCAUCCUGAUCCUGCUGACGGGCUAUGCCAUAGCCUUUAACUUACUGUUUGGAUGGACCAUCUCCGACUACAGGACAUUUUUCAGCUCAAUUGUGGCUGUGGUUGGCCUCCUGAUGGGAAUCACUCAACAUGAAAAGGUCAUUGCUUUAGACCCAGUGUUGGGCUCAUUUCUGAUCCUCACCAGUGUCCUCUUGAUGGUACUUGUGAUCAUUAACCUUUUUGUUUCUGCCAUUCUAAUGGCAUUUGGAAAAGAAAGAAAGUUCCUUAAGACUCAGAAAGCAGCUGCCCUCACAGACAUCCUGCUACAGAAGCUCUCAAGUUUGUUAGGAAUCCAGAGGCAGCAGAAGACACAGGCAAACAGCCAGACUAGCAGCGGGCACUGA
Molecule: messenger RNA, 4785 nt
Organism: Sorex fumeus (smoky shrew)
Lineage: Eukaryota; Metazoa; Chordata; Mammalia; Eulipotyphla; Soricidae
Gene: PKD1L3
Product: polycystin 1 like 3, transient receptor potential channel interacting
Exons: 30
Coding region: 1-4785 (1594 amino acids)
Biological process (GO): detection of mechanical stimulus
Cellular component (GO): membrane
Molecular function (GO): protein binding; calcium channel activity; calcium ion binding
Source: RefSeq, a predicted model, not a curated record